Drosophila miranda is the source of this 5042-nucleotide messenger RNA. Its product is annotated as prominin-like protein. The record is from RefSeq and is a predicted model, not a curated record. The coding region runs from base 672 to 3782 and encodes 1036 amino acids. Lineage: Eukaryota; Metazoa; Arthropoda; Insecta; Diptera; Drosophilidae. Gene Ontology annotation, cellular component: membrane. The transcript has 14 exons.
AUUUAUUAGUUCAGACUUUAUUGGAAUAUAACACGCAAAUACAAAUCAAGUGUACUUUUGUAUUUUUUUUAAGAGUGGCGCAACGACGCAUGUGCCGAAUUGCAAUCCAUUGUUAAAUUGUUAACGUUUAAGUUGUCUAAAUUUAUUGUUUCCAUUUCGCACUAACGUGGGUGUGUUGUCUUUGGCGAUUCCGUUCCAUCGGGAGGCUGUUUGCGAUCGGUUUACUCAUACAGCUACCCUUUGGUUACCUCUGCAGCACAAGGACUUUCUGGGCUAGCCCGAGAACUAGCCGUUUGUCAGCCGUCAACGUGGGCCCCUGACGCCUAAACGGAAUAAUCUCGUAGAUCGUUUGUGCGUGCAAGAGCCGGAGUCGUAGCGGGAGACGGACUUGCUGUUUGCCGAAUCACGCAUCACGCAUCAUCAUCGCCGUUGCCAUCGCCAUCGUCCGAAAGAGCUAUCUCUUAAUUGGCUUAAUCCCUGGAACGCAGCAGCUUGCUGUCGCUUGCUUGGCCAGUGAAGGCGUGAAAUGGGUGCGCGGCAGCACGUCGUAAGGAAUACGAUCAUCGCAUAACUCGCAUAAAUCGCAUAUUGAGAUUCAAGGAGCAGACCAGAGCAGACCAGACCAGACGACCAGCGAAUUUAUUUGUACGGAGAGAAAUCCCGAGAGAGCAAUGAGUCAAGCCAAUGCGCCAGAGCCACCGGCGGCGGCGGUCAAGCCAAAGGCGCCGAGGUGUCGCAAGCGCCGACAGCGCCGGAAGCGGCAGAUCGCCUACCUGGCCAUAUGCAGCCUGAGCGUGGCAGUGUUUGGACUCGCGCUGGCCACGCUGAUACGACCAGCAGCCGCCGCCGACGCAGACGCUGACGCUGACGCCUCGAACGAGAAAACGGAAAAGAAAGGUGACGACCAAAAUCCCCAGCUGGAAUGGCGGGCGGGCUACGCGGGGCACGGCACCACCCACGAGCAGAUGGGGGAGCUGCAUUGGGCACCGGUUGACUACACCCCCUACAAGCCUACCGUGAACUAUACUCGCCCGCCCACAUCCCCGACGACUGCCAUGAAUCCGAUUUUCAACUUCACGCACAAGCUGUACGACAGCAUAAUCUCGGAUGAGCCGGCCCUGCCACCGGGCUACAUUGUGAUGCAGGGCGACUCCCUGGCUCUUGGUCCCAAGUUCCACAAUGCCGACUUUCGAGAUCUUAUAGCCCGCUAUUGGUUGGUUCUCAUCUUCAUUCUCUUCCUCUGCGUCAUCAUUGUGGUCAUGCCGUUCGUAGCCGUCUGCUAUUGCUGCCUUUGCUGCUGCCGCCGGUGCCGUCAGGGCUGUCCCCCAUGUACCAGCAAGCAGGAUGCCCGACGACGGCUGUGGUGCGGCGUUUGUCUUCUCAUCCUUAUAGUGGGACUGAUCUUUGGCAUUGUUAUUGCCUUCGUGACAAACAGGCUGCUGGACAGGGGCUUCGAUCAGGCCACCGUGACAAUGAAGCGCGGCAGCGAUGACAUUUGCUUGUUCCUGAAGGAUGUGGCCGACCACGUUCACCACCUGAUGGUGUACAACUACGAGGAAAUGCAGACGCACAUUUCCGAUGAGCUAAGCAAUGCCCACAAGCAUAUAUUUUUGGACUUGGCGGAUACAUCGGAGAGCACCUCUUUGACUGAGCUGGAGCGGAUAUUGCACAACAUGCCGGAGGCGAGACAGCUGAUGGAACAAGUCGCCAAAAUGGAAACGGACUUGCGCUUCUAUGGGGCCCAACUGCGAGACGGUCUUCGGGGCAUGAAGCGGGAUAUCAACUUUGCGGUGGCCAAUCUGUGCACCACUCAGGAAUGCCAGACCUUCCUAAGCUCCAGCAGCAUUGAGAUGAUAGACACCUCCAAGUGCCUGCACUUUGAUACGAUUCCCAAUGCCACGAAAUAUCUGGAAGGCUUGAACAUUGUGGUUAAGGAGAACUAUAUCAAAAUACCCACGGACGGACUCACCCGCAUGGAGAAUGUCAGCCUGAAGGUUAAGGAACAGCUGAACUCUGUUGCACCGACCAUUAUUCGGGACCUAAACGGCGGCAGGGACACGUUCCGCUCGCACGCGAGGAGAAUACGCAACCAAGUGGAUGCAGUGCUCAGUCAGAUUCACCUGAAGACCUCACGCUCGUCCAGGUCCUUUGAUGAUGUGUACGAUAAGUUUGGCAACAAUCGCAGCGUUAUCAGCGUCAUUGUGUGCCUGCUCAUGAUAAUGAUUCUUGGCAUCUUGAUUGUAUCUUUGCUUUGCGGCUGCUUCGGUAGACGGAAGACUGGCUAUCGCGAUGACUGCUGCAGCAAGGCAACGGCUGCCAACUGCCUAUUUCUGGCCAUUUUAUUGAUAUUCUGUCUGAUCUCGUUCAUCACGCUUAUGGGACUGGUCUACUUCAUGAUCGGUCUAGUCACUUACCAGGGAGCCUGUGCCCCACUCCGGGAUGUGGAUAAGAACGGGCUGUUCAGGCAACUGGACUCUAUGGUCGAUCUGAAUCGCUAUCUGCCGCGCGCCGACGAUGCAGAACCUCAGAGGGCAGCCCCACCCCUGCGCAUGUCGAAUGCGCUCAAGAUGUGCGAGGCCAAUCAGUCGGUAUUCGAUAUGCUGCGAGCAAACAGACUGUACGACAUCAACGAACUAAAGCGCAUCAAGGUGAUGUCGUCCGAGGAGGAUUCAGACAGCACCAAAAUAUUCGACGAGGAUAUGUCUAAAACUGAGCUCCUAACACCGGCAGAGUUUGAAAAACUUGAAGCAAUGCGUCAAGGCGGUGCGGCCGAUUACCACAGCGAACUCUUUAAGGAUCUAUGCAGUGAGUUCACGCCGGUCAAUCUGAACGCACUUGGCGAGAAAAUGUACGCGUUGUCGAACAGCUUGGAGUCACCGACGUUUGGCUGGGCCCGAGUUUCCUUCUGGAAUGAGGGCCUCAACGCCAAGUCGUACUAUCAGAACUUUGUACCCAAGCUAACGACCAUUGUCGAGAAGAUGAAGAGCAACAUGAAGCGUAUCGACGAGCUGCUCUUAUACGAGAAUCGCGACUUUAACAACAGCAUAAGACUGCUGCUGAAGGCCGUGAGAGAAUCACAAAAUUUCAUUCAGACCAAGGGCACUACAUAUAUCAAUGAGCUGGGUAAGAACCUCACCAGCACCAUUUCGCAAAUGAUCGACGAGUACAUCUCCAUGGUCAUCGACGAGUCCAAUGAGAAUGUCGGCCGCUGUGAGCCCCUUGCCUACAUUUAUCAUCAAGGCGUUGACUUGGUUUGUCGCAGCAUGGUCGAUCCCAUAAACGGAUACUGGGUGGGCGUGCUGCUCUGCGCCCUGCUCUUCCUGCCCAUACUGUAUGUCUCUCACCGUCUGAUGUGCCUGUACAAGAAGGUCUAUCCAUAUAUGGCUUCUGUCGCUAGCCAUGUGGACGUCGUUUACGAGGGCGGCAGCGAACGCCUAUACGACGCUUAUAGUGAGCGCGAGCGCGAACACGUUCCAUUGGCUAAUGUGCCAAAGAAACGGCGCAAGGCCUACGAACGACGUCGCGAGCAGCAGGAAUACUAUGAGGACGCAUCGCCCAGUGUGUCGCGUGCCACUCGCUCCGGUGGUGGUGGCGGUGGCGGUGGCGGUGGUGCUGGCGGGGAUGGAGCUCCUGGCAGCAGUAGCAUGAGGUACAACGAUAUGGCGCCCACGCAUUGGGACCACGAGCCACCCCGCUACCACAAUCCACCAGCUGCGCCUCCAUCCUCUGAAUACGAACGCCCACCGCCCUACUACUAUCCGGGCGCCUCCGAACAGGACUAGGCGUGAGAGCGGCUGGAAAGACACAAGGCGCCACAUGGUUUGAAUCCACAGUUGGUCGGGACAGCUUUAGAGGAGUGGCGGCGACAUGGAAGGUUAUUUUUUUUUUUUUAUUUGAAGUCCCUCUUCGAUUUUUCCUUCCCUCAUCCCCGUUACUGAGACUGUAUAUUUAGUUAAAAAUCUGAAACAAAAAAUAAGUGAAAUUAUAUAAUUUGAUUAAGAAUUAUCGUAUUUAGCAUCACAUGUGUUAUAGUUUUGGCCCCGCCCGACCUGAAGAGAGAGCAAACUGCCAUUGAGCAAACCAAUACGAUUAUAAUCGGCAGAGUUGGCAGAGACAAGACAGAGACAGAGGGCCGAGGCAAAAUGAGAAGCGUUUAGAAUAGUAGUGUUCGAAGAUUAUAAGGCCAAAUAAGGAGGGAGUUAGCCGAAUUCGAUGAUGAUUGUCACAGUCGGAGCAUUUAAUCUCCCCUUACUCUGCACGAGGGCUGAGCAGCAGGCAUGAGAUCUGAUCGGCUGUUGUCUGAUGUGAGUCUGCCUGGCUGCGAGGCUGGCAGUACGUUUUAAGGAAUCUCAUAAUUGUAUUAUGCACACUGACAGGUCGGCAAGAGGUACAGUGCCCAAACACGUAUCAACCGAUUAUAACCGAUUACACUUCCGGGAAAUCAAAAGCUAGAAAAACAAAAUAUGAAGUAAAAUGAAAGCUGCCAUUUUAAUUUAGAGGAGCAGAGAUAUAUAUUCAAUGCAUUUAAUGUAUUUGUUUCAGAAACAACACACAACAACAACAACAACAACUGUGAAAGCAUAUGCAUGUUUUAUUCAAACUGACAGAAUAUGCACUCACGCAAAUACCAAUAAUAUAUGUAGAUUCCGAUACAGAUGCAGAUACAUAACCAUAUUAUACAGAUACAAAAAUGUAACACGUAUUUGAACACGUUGUCAUAGUUUAGUAAGAGAAAACAAAAGCAAAAGCAAAGGUAAAAGUAAAAGUAAAAGUAAAAGCAAAACCAGCCCUAAAGCAUUUAAACGUUUCCAAUUGUAUUAGAAGCUAAUGCGAUCUGUAAGUUUCCAAAUAUAAACAAUAUACACACAAAAAUAUACACAAUCUAUCAAUCAUACACACACGAACACACACACUCACGCUAGUAUAUGUAUUGAUUACAUAUUUAAUUAAAUAAUUCUAGUAUUAUACGAAUAAGUACGGUAUGUAUGUUGUAUUUUAUAUUUGACGUACAUUAAAUUAAAUGAUUUUUGCUUAAGCCAAAA